AUGCCUACUUUGAUUCGUCCUGUCAAUAAUCUUGAACGUUUUUAUCUUAUCCUUCAAAAUGUUAGUAAUUAUACUAACGUGGGAUUCACUAUUCGUUAUCGAUGGGAUGAAUUAUAUCAAUUAAAUACCACUACAAAUUCUGUGAAUACAGAACUCGCUAAAAAAUCAAUUUUGCAAAUACUUUAUCCUACUUUAACUACCCUUCUCCAAAAUCUUCCUAAUCUUUCCGUUUGCAUUCAUAAUGCCAAUUCAAAUAAACCAAUAUAUUUACAAUUAGAUGAAAUUGAUUUAUCUAGUUUGGUAAAAUUUGUUUCGAUUUCUUCAGAUCAGGAUCUAGAGAAAUUAAUAGAGCAUGAACAUGAUUUAAAAUUUAAUUUGGAAGACGAAUCAAAACCUUUAUGGAGAAUUGUUGUAGGAAUCUAUAAAUAUGGGAUAAAUAAAACUCCUGGAAGUAGUGGUGAAGAUAGUGGCAUAGAUGGAAUGGAAAAGAUUAGACGAUCAGACUACGAUUUUUGUAUCUUCUUUUGUUGGCAUCAUGUAAUUGGUGAUGGAAUGAGUGCUUUUGCUAUUCAUGGAACUUUCUUAAAAGUAUUAAAACAAACCUUUAAAGAAUAUAAUGAAACACCCAAACGAAAGACUCAUCAACCUUAUUUACCUUCCUCAAAAAUUCUCACAAAAAAUUUAACCACUAGAAUGCAUGAUCCAAUUGAAACAUUACACGAUCUUCAACCUUCUAUUUUAUCCCUUAUCAAAGAAGGAUGUUCAGAAUUUUUACUUCCUUCUUUUCUUCAAAAACAAUUAAAGGGUCAAUAUUGGACGGGUGAUAAACAUCUUAAAAACACUCCUUAUUAUCAGAAUAGAAUUAAAAUAUUUUCUUUACCAUCAAGAUAUUAUGAGAAAAUUAUUUCAGUCAUUAAAUCUAAUCAAACUACUUUUCAUUCAUUAUUUAAUACUGCUAUACUAUUUUCUUCCUAUCAUCAUUUACUUUCCUUUAGUUUUAAUGGAGUCAGGGGUAAAAGAAUUAGAAAUCGUAAACGGAGAUCCCCGGCUGCAUCUGAUAAUACUUUAAAAAUAAUGACACCAGUUUCGGUAAGAAAAUAUACUUCACCUAAUAUUCCAUGGACAGAAAUGGGUAAUUUUGUUGGUGAAACAGUGUUUAAUUAUUCAUUCCCUAAGCCAUCAUUUUCUGAAGCAAGCUCUGCUAAUACUUCGACAUCAAAUUCUGCUCGUAAUUCAACAUCAACUACAUCAACUACCAAUUCAAGAUAUUCCACUUCAUCUCGUCUAUCAAGUCAAUCCACACUCUCCAGACGAUCAGCUAGUUCAAGGAAAUCACGUAAAAUCAAAUAUAACAAGAAUAAUAAAAUUAGGAACAUUAAUUUCUGGGAACUUUGUCAUACAUUUAAAUAUCAACUAGAAAAAUCUAUUCCAGAAGCAAUUGGGGAUAUAGGAUUGUUAGGAUUUUUACCAAAAGAUCGUAAAUAUUUGGAAACCUAUUAUAAAAAUAAAAAAAAUUUAUAUCCUAAUGGUAGAGCCUUUUCAAUAAUGCCAUCAAAUUUAGGAAAAUUUCCAAAAUUAGAUGAAAAUGGAAUAAUAGAUAUCCCAAUAUUUGAGGUUACAUCACCGAUAAUAAAUAAUGAAAGAAAUAGUAUUUUAUUAGAGAAGUUUGAAGAAAAUCGAAAUCAAUUUUGUAGACGAAGUAGUUUUUAUGGACAUCGUAAAAGUGGACGAGAAGAAUAUUAUAGUGAUUCAAUUUAUAGUGAUAAUGGUAGUAAUGGAGGUGGAGAAGAAUUUAAUAAUUCUAAUGGAUGGGAAAUAGUAGAUAUGAUAUUUUCACAAUCAAUUUGGAAAGAUGGACCAGCGACUAUAGUGAAUGCAAUUACAUAUGAAAAUAAAUUUAAUAUAACUAUUUCAUAUCAAGAAGGUUCAGUGGCGGAAGAUAAAAUAGAAAGAUUUGGAGAAGGAAUAAUAAAAUGUUUAAAAAUUUUGGCGGACAAAGGAGACGUGGAGAUUCACGAUAUUAUUUUAUAUUAG
This is a messenger RNA of Diversispora eburnea, 2034 nucleotides long. The record is from the annotation of a GenBank genome assembly. NCBI's taxonomy places the organism in Eukaryota, Fungi, Glomeromycota, Glomeromycetes, Diversisporales, Diversisporaceae.